Molecule: messenger RNA, 801 nt
Organism: Oikopleura dioica
Lineage: Eukaryota; Metazoa; Chordata; Appendicularia; Copelata; Oikopleuridae
Source: the annotation of a GenBank genome assembly
AUGGAUCUCAAGCCCGAAAAUCUGGUCGUCUCGGGAAAAGACGGCGUUUACAAAGAAAUCAAAAUCAUUGAUUUUGGACUGGCGCGGAAAAUCGCGCCCGAUGAGAAUUUCUGCUGCAUGAAUGGAACGCGCGGUUACAUGGCGCCCGAGCAGCUUAAUUUUGAUAGAAUUUCAGACCGGACGGACAUGUGGGCUGUUGGAUGCCUGACCUACGAAAUGCUAUCUGGAUACAUGGCGUUUGAGUUCGAAACCGACCUAGAAUUUGUCCAAAAAGUAACAAAGAUGGACUGGACGUUUGAACUUGGGGAUGAGAAUCCUUUCGAUGACAUAACUGAUGAAGGAAAGAAUUUUAUAAAAGAGCUGUUGGUCAAGCAUCCCGAUCAACGAAUGUCCGCUUCUGAUGCUCUAGCUCAUCCUUGGAUAACUGGCGAAAGUGGAGAUAAGAAAGACGAUGUUACGAAGCAUGAACUCAUGGAAACGAUCGAUAGAGUCAUCUCAAAAAUGUCAAAUUUUCAAGCGCGCAAAUCAUCACAGCAUACUAAAGUCAAACUUCUAGUGGGAGUUAGACAGAAACUGAGAAAGGUUCAAGCAAGAAGAAGAUGGAAGAAAGCGAUCAAAACGGUCAGAGCUACAGUUCGAAUACGCCUUAUUCUUCGGGGCAGUCAGGCGAAACUUGAAGUACCAAAAGAACUCGAAAACGAAAUUUUACGGAAGAUCAUCCACAACUGGGUUGGCACAGAUUUCGAUAUUGAGGCAGAAAUGCGGGAUAUUUACUGUGAAAUGUUAGACAACGCGGAAUAA